CCGUUUUGUAACGAUACCAUUCGGCCCGAUUCGGAAAGUGACCAACAACGAAUAGCCUGGCCGUCUCCGACUUCCCUGCCCUCCCUCCCCUUCAGAGCUGGAAAAUGCCCAACCAAACAUCUGACAGGGAGGGAAGAGGCGAAGCACCACCGACUUCCCAAGAUGCUGGCACUAAUAAACCGGCUUUUAGACUGGUUCAAGUCUUUAUUUUGGAAGGAAGAGAUGGAGCUGACCCUGGUCGGCCUCCAGUAUUCGGGAAAAACGACGUUCGUCAACGUAAUUGCCUCUGACGAAACCCUAAUUGGAGUGAUGGUUGAUGAGAUGAAGAGGCUGCUGAGGAAGCUGAUGUCCAAAUUUGUGCAAAUGGAUGUGAUCAGGAAAGCUGAGGAUAUCCUAGAUGUUGAUUACAGGAACAAGGAGAACUGGCAUGACACAGGCAACAUAGCAGUAUCACAUGAUGUCAGACAAUACAUGGAGCAAGUUGAAGACUAUCUCUGAUGCCACCAAAAAGAGGUUCUUUGACAGUGUAGUUCAUUUUUACACAAGUGUUGUGACCAAAAUGAACUUGAAAAAAAAUGGUUGCAUUUUGUCUUAGCGGUUGUCGCGCGUGCGCGCGUCAUCGGGGUUGGCAAAAUGAAAUCUCCCUAUUUGCAAUUUCUAAAACUUAACAGGUAUGUUUUUAUCUAAAAUACUCCUAAAUCGGUAAAAUAUUGACUUGAAUCUAUCUUUAAAAUAGUUUUAAAACUUUUACAUGUUGAAAGUAGACAAAAGAGAAAUUAUGGAAUAACAGGAGCAAUUUUAACAACUUUAACGGUUGAUUCACAACAUUAAAUUAAUUGAAAGUAGUUUAAAGAUGCUGAUAUAGAAUGGGGACUGGAGUUUUUUAUUUACUGUUAUUUUUGUAUAUUUGUUUACUGCUAUAUGUUAACUUGAUACUGAAAUAGUAGUUUGGUUUAGCCUGAGAGGAUUUUUGAACAAUUUUGGAACUAAUGUACAAAACAAAUUUAAAAAAAAAAAAAAAAAAAAAAGGAGUGGCGUGCAUCAAUAAUCGUUUUAUAAUCGAAUCGGAGCCUCUGAAUCGUAAUCGUAAUCGAAUCGUUAGGUGCCCAAAGAUUCC
Molecule: messenger RNA, 1117 nt
Organism: Corythoichthys intestinalis (scribbled pipefish)
Lineage: Eukaryota; Metazoa; Chordata; Actinopteri; Syngnathiformes; Syngnathidae
Product: ADP-ribosylation factor-like protein 8
Exons: 2
Coding region: 163-498 (111 amino acids)
Biological process (GO): anterograde axonal transport
Cellular component (GO): lysosomal membrane
Source: RefSeq, a predicted model, not a curated record